CGUAGAUCCGCGCUAGAUUGAACAGAUUGCACUAUUGAUAGGAUCUAUCGUAUUCGCAUAUACACGCGCUGGCCUAUAAAACGAGCUGAGCCCAGGCAGACUGCCCAUAGUGCUGUUUGUAAUUUGGCGCGAUGCGAUUGUUAAACGUUUUCAUUUUAGGACUUAUCGGGGUUUCCCUGCCUUUCCAUAGUGCGAGUCAGAGAUGUAAUCUCCUUACAAUUUCUCCAUUACCACCAUUAACAGUAACGCAGCUGGGAUCAAAGCAUUGGGUGUCGGUCACGGGGCCAAUAUUAACACUUGAAAGCUCGGAGUCUGUUGAUCUAUAUUGCGAAAGUGGAUUUAAAUAUUAUAUUCCCUCAUAUGGGCGUUACGAGGAAUUUAAUGCGAAUCGCACUACAAUUAGUUGUAAGCGCAACAGAUUUAUUUUGCUUGACCACUCGAGCGAGCCAGAAGUUGAAAGUGUAAGUUGCCGUGACAAUGCCAUUUCUCCCAUAUUUGAGAGCCGUACGAGUAUGCCGAAUUGCGAGGGCUACAUGAGUCUGGUUGUUGGCCGGGCUUUCGAGGAAUUUGGUUCACUAAAAAGGUUCGCCAUAUGCUACGAUAUCGAUAAGCAGCAGCUUAAGUAUAUCAGCUAUACGGCAUAUACCAAGUGGCUUGAACCGACUCAGGCUGGCCAGCUCAACCGAUUGGGCCUAGACAUUGAAGUGAUCUAUAGCCAGCAUCUCUUCAAGCCGUACGGGUCGGAGAGCGUAGAAGCCGCGUUCCGCGACGACAGACGGCUGAUGUCGCUGUUCGGUGCCAAGACAUUCGAAUAUGCCACCCUCAUACAGGAUGAGCCUCUCAGCAGUGGGCAAGGCGAGUUUAAGGAAAUGCUCUCAAUUAUUUGGCUACGCGCUCUGCUCAACGGCAAUUGGCGCCAUUUCCUGAAUGCACUGAAGUCGGCAAGCAUAAAUGCUAAAUAUGAUGUAAAUGUCGGUGUCUCCGGGACCAUUAGCCUGCCCACGACGAUAGCCUGCAAUGAUAGCCGCCAGCUGUCCGUCGAACUGGACUCCGGCUACACCGUCACGGUGCCGGCUCUCAUCUGGGCCCAGGUGCGCGCAGUGGCGCCCAAUGCGAAUGUGACGGAGGAGUUCGUAAUCAUAGCCCACAAUUCGCCCUUCUUGAAGAUCGACGAGCGCAACGAGCUAUGCGAGAGCAUGUGCCACGAGGUGCCCUGGCUGCGGCAGAGCCUAUUCGGCAAGCUCCAGCAAUAUCCUGUCUAUGGUCUGGCCCAGUGCUGUCACGUUGCGGACGUUCAACACAAACUUGAGAAUUUUCCCAAGUCCCAAGCAGCGCCAAACUCGAGGGAUUUGCCACCCCUACCACCACCUUUCGAAAAUCUGCGUAAAAAUACUACCUGAUCGUCGAUAAAGUACGCUGAGCCAACGAUGCAUGUUGAAUAUUCUAUGAAAUAUUGUCAAA
Messenger RNA from Drosophila arizonae, 1461 nucleotides. RefSeq lists its product as uncharacterized. Lineage: Eukaryota; Metazoa; Arthropoda; Insecta; Diptera; Drosophilidae. The record is from RefSeq and is a predicted model, not a curated record.